AUUUCCGCAUGUCUUCUGGGUCGUUCACGUGCGGUUUUAACGCUGCAACGCUCACCUAUGUUUGCACAGUCAGUGAAGGAAAAUUGAGCGGAACAUUUUUAAACGCAAGCCAGUCCACGGCCAAAAUUGUGUUUUGUUUAUGAGCGGUGCGAUGGAAUCUAACGUGGACCUCCUGUGGAAGAGCCCGGGAACCCGAGUCUGGGAUUUUUGCAUGGACGUGAUGCGCUCAUGAUGAAGUGUUGUUACAGUCCCUUCCUCCGGGCGGCAGUGCUGCUCCGCACGCUUCAGGUGAUUGUGGCUAAGUAAUUGAGCGGUCUCAGUUUUCGGAUUGUAAGAAAGGCGAAAGAAAAGUAUCUGACCAUUACUAACGGCCCGGGAAAGGUAGUUAACAGCGGCCACAUCACAAAGACCUAAAGAGAGCAGAGCUUUGAAUAUUCUGCUUUUGGGACCCACACUACAAAUGUGAUGCAGUCUCUUGCACAAGAAAUCAAAUCGUUUUCUAAAAACAAUUUGCGAAAACAAUGUACCCGGGUAACAACUUUAAGUGGGAGGCGAAUUAUUGAAACAUGGAAAGGAUCAGCUGUCCAUGUGGUUGAGGAUACAGCACAGUGUGAAACAGCAUGUGGCUACGUACAAGACAACACUUGGGAUCUCCAAGUUGGAUAUAUUAAGCCUUACUUACUGCUUGGCUCACAAGAUGCUGCCUACCACUUUGGCACUUUGAAGAAGUACAAGGUGACCCACAUUCUGAAUGUGGCAUAUGGUGGGGAGAGCGCAUUUCCAGACCUGUUUAUCUAUAAAACACUCAGCAUACUGGACCUUCCUGACACCAACAUCAUAUCACAUCUUCAGGAGUGCGCACAGUUCAUAGCCAAGGCCAAAGCUGAGAAGGGCAUCGUCCUGGUCCACAGCAACGCUGGAGUAUCUCGUUCCGUUUCGGUUGUCAUUGGAUACCUGAUGUCCAGGGAAGGCCAGACAUUUGAGGACGCCUUUUCUUUGGUGAAGUCAGCGAGGCCAGCAUCUUGUCCAAACCCAGGCUUCCUCGAACAGUUGAAAAGCUACCAACCGCAGGACAGUGCACAAGCAAAUGGCCUAGGCCAUGCCUGAACAUCAACGGGUAAUUCCCCCCACAGAACUGAUCCAGAUAAUUAAACCUUCAGUGCUUCCCCAGAGAUUUUUGCGAUGGAUUUGAUUUGACCAGCUGUAAUUUAACAUCGAAUAUGCAAAUUUAGAAUUAAGCAUUUGUAGGGUGGAAAAUGUAGAAGUGCAUUUAAAAACAACAAGAUACUGUAGAUUGAAAGAACCAUUCUUUCCACAAUUAACAUUUUUACUAUAAUUUCAUGGCGUAUCGGGAGUAGCUGGGGUGAAUAGAAUGGGUGAUUAGAAAUAAUGUAUAAAUGAGGCAACCUGAUGAUUCAGCUGUUAGAUUAGAGCCUUCAUGUUUUUUUUUUAAUCUAUUUAAAUUUUCCAAGUAAUUAAUCGAUCCAGAAUUAAGUAAUUAAAUCAGACAGCAUAUCAUUUUUUGCUGUAUGAAAAAUGCAUUUAAUUCUGUAUUAACACAGCAUUAAUUCAUUUAUAGCUUUGUUUCUUCUUAGCGACAUCUUGUGGUCAUUUCUUGGCAUCACACAGCGUGACAGAGCAGGCACAAAUAGGACUUCAUAAAGAUGUAUGUAUCAAAUAAUUGGUGUGACUGCAGUUCUGUGUGAGCAGUAUUAGGUAGCAGUGAGAAGUGUUCACAGCACUCCUUCCACUGGGAAAACUGGCUAUUAUUAUUAUUAUUAUUAUUUGCAUUUAUAUAGCACCUUUCUCAGACUCAAGGAUGCUUUACAAAUAUAUAUUAGCUUUUAGAGUUACUCAUGGCACUUGUGAUGUCAUGAUGUCACUUCCUGUUCCUUUGUUAUGAAGGCACCAUGUAAAUUUGUGAUUGAUAUCAAACAUAUAAAAGAACUUUGAUGGUUGCACAGGAAACACUUUGAAUUAUUGUUCCUGUUAUCAAUUUUGUAUAGCUAAAUAAAACCAUUUUUCUAUAUCUAUGCCAUACAGCUGCCCAACUAAAUUGUAGGUCUUAAGAUUUUGAACAAAAUGGAGUGUUUUUGUAAUUCAAAAACACAAAGUACCUUUCACAGCUUGUGUAUGUUUUUAUAACUUGCAUGUAGUACUUUUCUGAUUUUAUCUAUUGGUUGUUGGCUGUGUGUAGGCAUCUAUGAUAUGGUUCCUCUUCUAAACUCUUUGGUCUCAAAUGCUGUGCUGUUCUAUCUCCUUUAAAGUGUCUGGAAUGUUUGGGUGUUCAGAUGAGUAACUGGGAGCUGCUCACUGUAGCUCUACCCAGCCCUGUUGACUAGGAACUGCUCACUGUAGCUCUACCCAGCCCUGUUGACUAGGAACUGCUCACUGUAGCUCUACCCAGCCCUGUUUGUUCAGAUAAGCGACUGGGAGCUGCUCACUGUAGCUCUACCCCAGUCCUGUUUGACUGGGAGCUCACUGUAUCUCUAUCCAGCCCUGUUUGUUCAGAAGAAUAACUGGGAGCUCACUGUAGCUCUACCCAGUCCUGUUUGUUCAGAUGAGCGACUGGGAGCUCACUGUAGCUCUACCCAGCCCUGUUUGACUGGGAGCUCACUGUAGCUCUACCCAGCCGUGUUUGACUGGGAGCUCACUGUAACUUUAUCCAGCUCUGUUUGACUGGGAGCUCACUGUAGCUCUACCCAGCCCUGUAUUGGUUCUAACUGAUCUGCUUGCCAAAGCAGUGCCUUAUCGUAAGUGAUUUCCACGUUCUGGAGACAUGGCACGCAAAUGCACUGUAACUAAGGGGAAGUUUGCUCAGAAUAUUGUGCACACUGACUAUGUUAAUAAUGAAACUCAAAUAUUACACUAAUUUAAUUUAUUAACAGACUCCAACUUCUGUCAGUGAGUGUGUACAAUGGUUUAAAGUUACAUUUUGAUUGUGCAAUGUUGAUUUAAUUAAUUAAGUUUGCAAGAAGAAAUAUACAGUAAUUUUUACAAUUACAUUUUCAGAACACAUACUAGUAAUAUUUCAAAAAUGUUUUAGUUUUCUGUAGUAAAUACAUAUACUUCACACAGAAGGUCUGUAUCUUACAAUAUUCCAUGUCUACUUUGAGCACUUCUGUUGUCUGUUUCUUACAGCUGUGUUGGUAUCUAAAAUGGGACUGUAGUUGACACCUAGAUUAUAUUUAAAAUAUCUGAAUAUAAAAAGACUGAAAAGAAAUUGAUAAUUCUGUACUGUAUAGAUUUAGUAUUUGAUUUUGUGAUGUAUUCCAAGGUGUGUUUUAAUUCUUAAAUAUGAA
Molecule: messenger RNA, 3302 nt
Organism: Electrophorus electricus (electric eel)
Lineage: Eukaryota; Metazoa; Chordata; Actinopteri; Gymnotiformes; Gymnotidae
Gene: dusp19a
Product: dual specificity phosphatase 19a
Biological process (GO): regulation of MAP kinase activity; protein dephosphorylation
Cellular component (GO): cytoplasm
Molecular function (GO): JUN kinase phosphatase activity
Source: RefSeq, a predicted model, not a curated record